Messenger RNA from Pungitius pungitius (ninespine stickleback), 1597 nucleotides. RefSeq names its product collagen alpha-2(IX) chain-like. The record is from RefSeq and is a predicted model, not a curated record. The transcript has 15 exons. Lineage: Eukaryota; Metazoa; Chordata; Actinopteri; Perciformes; Gasterosteidae. Gene Ontology annotation, biological process: extracellular matrix organization. Gene Ontology annotation, molecular function: extracellular matrix structural constituent conferring tensile strength. Bases 869 to 1582 code for a protein of 237 amino acids.
GUGUGACAAUGUGAGCUUACAGUUCAGGGAAGUUGAGUGGAAGUUGUUAUUUUCUGGUAUUGGUUACAUAACUGCACCUGUGGGUAGACGUCUGAGCUCCAUCAGGCUGCGAGGGCCUUUGGAUCGGAGCCCAGAGCCAAUGAGGGCAGUGGUGAUAACGUGACGGGAGGUUCUUCCUCUCCUCUCGUUGGCUCCCAUGUCUCUAAUUAUCGGAUUAUUCCGACGCAGCGCUGCCCGAGGCUGCGUUGCAGAUCCACACUUUAUUGCGACGAGUCGGGAGUCGGCGUGCAAGCUUAGCAGAUCCUCCAGAGAGAGCAACGUCUCCACUGCAGGAGGGUUUCUCGUUCAUCACAGUCUGAAUCCACCUGCUCUCUCCCCACGAGGGGGUCCCGCCUGGCAAGAAAUCAAUGAGUCUGAUUUAAGUUCAGGUUUGAUUUUGAAAUCCCGUCGCUGCUGCAGGAGAAGAGAUGCUGACUCAGCUGGUUUUGGGAUGGACUGCCUUGCUCAGCGGCCUGCAGCAACCGGCUGUUGACUCGAGAUUUCUAUCCAGCAGACGCAGGUGGUCCUUCCCUAAAUGCGAAGUCUUCUUCCUUCCUCCACCUCCUCCGCCUGUGUUUCCUACAGUCAGACGGAAAGCAGAGCUAAUGGUCGACGUGACAGAACACGUCACAGGAGCCAAGGGGGAAGAGGGCUCCAAAGGACCCAGAGGAGCCAAGGGUAAGCCCGGUGUCACCGGUCCGGAGGCAGAACCUGGAACACAAGGACCCAUGGGAGAGCCGGGUCAAAAGGUCACAGAAAUUCUAUCAAACCGCCACUGAAACGACAACAUGGGGGACAAGAAAUGAGUUGUUGAUGGGGACGUUUGUUGAUGCAUCCAUUAAGGAAACAAACCAAUACACAAAACAAAUGGGGACAAGGGGGGCCGAGGCUGGAGGGGCCUUUCUGGAGACGUAGGACCUCCCGGGAUGGUAAAGGUACGCUGUGGCUUUGUGACUUAACUGUUUUAGUUUUUUUAGCUGUUCUCUUUGUAACGUUGUGGUUUGAUGGCGUGUCUUCACAGGGCAGCAGGGGACACAAAGGAUCCCGAGGGGAUCAAGGCGUGAGAGGACGCAGAGGACCCGCAGGAGAGAAGGGCGAGCGGGGCGGGGACGCGGCGCCAGGAGACGAGGGCGAUCCGGGCCGCUGGGGGGAUGCAGGGCGGAGGGGCGAACAAGGACCAGGAGGAGAGCCUGGAGGCAGGGGAACCCCGGGGUUGAAGGGAUCCGGUGGACCUGCAGGAAGGCCGGGGCACCCCGGUCCCGCGGGCCUGUCGGGUCUGACUGGAGAGCCUGGACUACCUGGACAAGCCUUCGUCCAACCGGGCCUGCAGGGACACGCGGGACGCCGAGGUCCUUCAGCCCAAUGCAACUGCCCACUGGUCAGAGCCCCAAAGCGAGUCCACACGAUCUUCAUCGCCGACGGGGAGCGGCCGAUGAGGAGGCUGCGGGUGGAGAACGUGAUGGUGCUGCGGACCGACAGGGGGGCGCUCUACAUCUACACCGACUCCCAGUGGAUCAGCGUGCUGGAGGGACCCGGACAAUGACCCCCGACCCCCCCC